Molecule: messenger RNA, 3298 nt
Organism: Anolis carolinensis (green anole)
Lineage: Eukaryota; Metazoa; Chordata; Lepidosauria; Squamata; Anolidae
Gene: rab25
Product: RAB25, member RAS oncogene family
Exons: 4
Coding region: 2060-2866 (268 amino acids)
Biological process (GO): exocytosis
Cellular component (GO): Golgi apparatus; recycling endosome
Molecular function (GO): GTPase activity; GTP binding
Source: RefSeq, a predicted model, not a curated record
UAUGUGUAGUAUUACAUGUGUUAUAUGUGUGAUUAUUAUAUUAUUAUGUUUAUUAUGUUAAUGAUUACAAUAUUAUCUUUAUUAUAUAUAAAUAUAAUGGUGUAUUAUAUUUAUGAUGAUUAUAUUUAUUGUUUAUUAUAUUAUUGUAAUAUGUGUACUAUUACAUGUAUUAUAUGUGUGAUUAUUAUAUUUAUUAUUAAGCAUAUUAUGUGUACUACAUGUGGUCUUUGUUGCUGCAGCAUGGCCCUCCGUGCAUGGCCUUCCUUCCUUUGGGCUCCAGAAUUAUGUGAAUGAUUUUUAUAUAUAUAUAUAUAUAUGUGUGUGUGUGUGUGUGUGUGUGUGUGUUGAUUAUAUUUAUGAUUAUUAUAUUUAUUUUUUAUUAUAAUAUUUGUACUAUUACAUGUGUUUAAUGUGUGGUUAUUAUAUUUAUUAUUAAGCAUAUUAUGUGUAUUACGUGUGUGAUUAUGCUAUUUAUAUAUAUAUAUGUGUGUGUGUGUGUGUGUGUGUGUGUGUUGAUUAUAUUUAUGAUUAUUAUAUUUAUUGUUUAUUAUAAUAUUUGUACUAUUACAUGUGUUUUAUGUGUGAUUAUUAUAUUUAUUAUUAAGCAUAUUAUGUGUACUACAUGUGGUCUUUGUUGCUGCAGCGUGGCCCUCCGUGCAUGGCCUUCCUUCCUUUGGGCUCCAUGAUUAUGUGAAUGAUUUAUAUAUAUAUAUAUAUAUGUGUGUGUGUGUGUGUGUGUUGAUUAUAUUUAUGAUGAUUAUAUUUAUUGUUUAUUAUAAUAUUUGUACUAUUACAUGUGUUUUAUGUGUGGUUAUUAUAGUUAUUAUUAAGCAUAUGAUGUGUAUUACGUGUGUGAUUAUGCCAUUUCUGAUUCUGGAUGAGGCCUGGGAUGGCCUUGGCCUUUGUUGCUGCAGCAUUGGCCCUCCAUCCACGGCUCCCCUUGGCCUUGGCCCCUCCCUCCCUUCUUUCCAGGUGAGGCAGGUGGGCGGGGCCUCUCUUUACCUGUUUGUCGGGUUCGGCCCCACCUGUUGACUCACCUUUCACCUUGGCUGGGAGGGCGGGAGGGAGCCCUACCUGCCUCCAGGUGAGAGCCAGGCUCCUUCCUUCCUUCCUUCCUUCUUUCCUUCCGUCUUCCUUUCUUCCUUUCCUCGCUCUCGGUGCCAAGAAGGCAGGUGAGCCUCCCAGGUGAAGGAUGGCUGCCUCUGAGGACGACUACAACUUUGUCUUCAAAGGUGAGUGCUUUCCAAUGGGAUUCCAUGCCGGGCAGGACACUGGGGUUGGACUGGAUGGCCUUUGGGAUUCCAUGAGACGCUGGACGGGCAUCUGUCGGGAGGGAUCCGUUGGUGUCCUUCCUUCCACAAAUGCCCCUUUCCACAUGAACUAGGUCAGAUCUUGGUACGGAUAAGGAAUAAUCAUUAUUACAAUUAUUAAUAUUAUUAUUUGUUAUUUUAUUUAUUAUGAUAUGUGUAUUAUUGUAUUACUGUAUAUACUCGAGUAUAAGCCCUUUUUUAAGCCUGGCUUAUACUCGGCUUGCCUUGGCUUAUACUCGGGUGAGGGUCCUGGUUGGCUUAUAUUUGGGUCAGCUUAUACUCGAGAAUAUACGGUACAUUUAUUAUUUUUCUCUAUUAUUAUUGGUAUUAUUACAUUUAUUAUUUUUCUCUAUUACUAUUGGUAUUAUUACAUUUAUUAUUUUUCUCUAUUAUUAUUUGUGUUAUUACAUUUAUUAUUUUUCUCUAUUAUUAUUGGUAUUAUUACAUUUAUUAUUUUUCUCUAUUACUAUUGGUAUUAUUACAUUUAUUAUUUUUCUCUAUUACUAUUGGUAUUAUUACAUUUAUUAUUUUUCUCUAUUAUUAUUUGUAUUAUUACAUUUAUUAUUUUUCUCUUACUAUUAUUGGUAUUAUUAAAGUUAUUAUUUUUCUCUAUUAUUAUUGGUAUUAUUACGUUUAUUAUUUUUCUCUAUUACUAUUGGUAUUAUUACGUUUAUUAAUGUAUUUUAUUGUGUGUAUUAUUAUUACUGUAUUAUAUUUCUAUUAUGUUUCUUAUGUGAAUUAUUAUAAUUAUGUAUGUUGUUCUGUGUAUUAUUACUGUAUUAUAUUUCUAUUACAUUUAUUAUUUGAAUUAUAAUAAUUAUUGUAUUAUUAUUAUUACUGUAUUAUAUUUCUAUUAUGUUAAUUAUCAUGUGAAUUAUUAUAAUUAUUAUGUCUGUUAUUGUGUGUAUUAUUAUUAUUAUAUUUCCAUCCGUGGGUGUGCUGCAGUGGUGCUGAUUGGCGAGUCCGGCGUGGGCAAGACGAACCUGUUGUCGCGCUUCACGCGCAACGAGUUCAGCCACGACAGCCGCACCACCAUCGGCGUGGAGUUCUCCACCCGGACCCUCCUCAUCGACCGCGCCCUGGUCAAGGCCCAGGUCUGGGACACCGCCGGGCUCGAGCGAUACCGCGCCAUCACCUCCGCAUACUACCGCGGUGCCGUGGGAGCGCUGCUGGUCUACGACAUCUCCCGGCACCAGAGCUACGAGGUGGUGGAGCGCUGGCUGAAGGAGCUCUACGACCACGCCGAGGCCACCAUCGUGGUCAUGCUGGUGGGAAACAAGGCCGACCUGGCACACAGCCGAGAGGUGCCCACCCAGGAGGCCCGGAUGUACGCAGAAAACAACGGCCUGCUUUUCCUGGAGACCUCCGCCCUGGACUCCACCAACGUUGAACUGGCCUUCGAAACCAUCCUCAGAGACAUUUUCAACAAGGUGCGGAAGCAGAAGCAGAAGAGCCCCUUGGAGGAGGCCGUCCAGCUUUCGGCCGAAAACCCCAGCACCACGGCUUCCGGACCACCAUCCGAACCGGGAAAGCGGGCCUGUUGCGUCAACCUAUGAAUCUCAAACAGGAGGGAAGAAGAAGGACGGACCCAGUGGAAGCCAUUGGCGGCAAAGACCCGGCAACCAUUGCUCUCCACCCGUUUGCUUCUUCGAGUUAAAGAAUCCAAAUCGGGCGAAAGACCUGGUCCGGAUGGAACACAUACGACUCCUUAUCCGCUCUAGUUAAUCAGUAACGAAAUGGCGUCUCGGCUGGGAUUCCAUCCUGCGCUGCUGUUGUUGCCGUUCCAUCUCACUCGGCCUAUUCUUGGGAUUUUAAAGUGGGAUCAAAGUGGUAUAUUAAAAUGCAGUGUGGACUGACACCUUUAGUCUUGACUCAAGGCGACGUAGUACAUUUUAUAAUUCUCUCUCUCUCUCUCUCUCUAAAUAUAUAUAUAUAUCUGUAUAAAAUACUAAUCAACCUGUUUUGUAAAUGCAUGGCUCUGGAUCCAA